UCUGUCCCUCUCUCUCGUCCCUCUUUCCUCCCCUUUAUUCCUCGGCUCUCCGCCGAGUCCCCACUAGAACCAUGGAUCUCGCAGCGAGGUGUGCGUUCCUGCUGGGCUGUCUUCGCCUGCUAUCGGCGGUGGAUCUUGAGGCGAUAGAGCCGAGCUACUAUGUGGAGCCGUCUGCCAGCUCAGAGGUGAUCGACUACAAGGAUCCCUGUAAAGCUGUGGCCUUCUGGGGGGACAUCGCCCUGGACGAGGAGGACAUGCGGAUGUUCAAGGUGGACCGCAUCAUAGACGUGGCCCAGAGAACCGUCCAGACCUUCAACAACACAGACUCUCUGACUAACCGGAACAGACAAGGGGCUCACCGGUCGAAGCGGGCGGCCACGUCCCGCCCGGAGCGGGUGUGGCCGGAGGGCGUCAUCCCCUACGUCAUCAGUGGAAACUUCAGUGGCAGCCAGCGGGCCAUCUUCCGCCAGGCGAUGCGCCACUGGGAGAAGCACACCUGCGUGACCUUCAUCGAGCGGACGCAGGAGGAGAGCUACAUCGUGUUCACCUACCGGCCAUGCGGAUGCUGCUCCUAUGUGGGCCGCAGGGGUGGGGGACCCCAGGCCAUUUCUAUUGGCAAAAACUGUGACAAGUUCGGUAUCGUGGUGCACGAGUUGGGCCAUGUGAUCGGCUUCUGGCACGAGCACACCAGACCGGACCGGGACGAACACGUCAGCAUCAUCAGGGACAACAUUCAGCCAGGACAAGAGUACAACUUCCUGAAGAUGGAGCCAGGCGAGGUGGACUCGCUGGGUGAGGUGUACGACUUCGACAGCAUCAUGCACUACGCAAGGAACACCUUCUCCAGGGGGAUCUUCCUGGACACCAUCCUCCCCCGCUAUGACGUCAACGGCGUGCGCCCUCCCAUUGGCCAGAGGACACGGCUGAGCAAAGGGGACAUUACACAAGCGCGCAAACUCUACAAGUGCUCCCGAUGCGGGGACAGCCUCCAGGAGAGCAGUGGGAACUUCUCGUCUCCUGGCUAUCCCAACGGCUACUCGGCCUACAUGCACUGCGUCUGGAGGAUCUCGGUCACGCCGGGGGAGAAGAUCAUUGUGAACUUCACGUCCAUGGACCUGUACAGGAGCCACCUGUGUUGGUACGACCACGUGGAGAUCAGGGAUGGCUACUGGAGGAAGGCCCCGCUCAAAGGUCGAUUCUGUGGAGACAAGCUGCCUGACACCAUCGUCUCCACCGACAGCCGGCUGUGGAUCGAGUUCCGCACCAGCAGCAACUGGGUGGGGAAGGGCUUCUCCGCCGUGUACGAAGCGAUCUGUGGCGGAGAGGUGCGGAAGGACAACGGGCAGAUCCAGUCUCCCAACUACCCCGACGACUACCGGCCCAACAAAGUGUGCGUGUGGAAGAUCUCGGUGGCCUCGGGCUUCCACGUGGGCCUCACCUUCCAGUCCUUUGAGAUCGAACGCCACGACAGCUGCGCCUACGACUACCUGGAGGUGCGUGACGGGCUCACGGAGAGCAGCCCCCUCCUGGGACGCUUCUGUGGCUACGAUAAACCCGACGACAUCAAGACCAGCUCCAACCAGCUGUGGAUGAAGUUUGUGUCCGACGGCUCCGUCAACAAGGCCGGCUUUGCCGCCAACUUUUUCAAAGAGAUGGACGAGUGUUCCAAGCCUGACAACGGUCGCUGCGAGCAACGCUGUGUCAACACGCUGGGCAGCUACAAGUGCGCCUGCGACCCCGGCUACGAGCUGGCCGCAGACAAGCGCAGCUGUGAGGCGGCCUGCGGCGGCUUCAUCACCAAGCUGAACGGCUCCAUCACCAGCCCGGGCUGGCCCAGAGAGUACCCCCCCAACAAGAACUGCAUCUGGCAGCUGGUGGCGCCCACGCAGUACCGAAUCACGCUGCUCUUUGACGUCUUCGAGACGGAGGGCAAUGAUGUCUGCAAGUACGACUACGUAGAGGUGCGGAGCGGCCUGUCCGCCGACUCCCGGCUGCACGGGAAGUUCUGCGGGGCGGAGAAGCCCGAGGCCAUCACCUCGCAGUACAACAACAUGCGCAUCGAGUUCAAGUCGGACAACACCGUGUCCAAGAGGGGCUUCAAGGCGCAGUUCUUCUCAGAUAAGGACGAGUGCUCCAAGGAGAACGGAGGCUGUCAGCACGAGUGUGUCAACACCUUCGGCAGCUACAGCUGUCAGUGCAGGAGCGGCUUUGUGCUGCACGAGAACAAACACGACUGUAAAGAAGCCGGAUGUGAUCAUGUUUUGAACAGCGCCAGUGGCACCAUCACCAGCCCCAACUGGCCCGAUAAAUACCCCAGCAAGAAGGCCUGCACCUGGGCAUUGUCCGCCACGCCGGGACACCGCAUCAAAAUCGCCUUUAACGAGAUGGACAUGGAGGCCCACCUGGAGUGCGCCUACGACCACAUCGAGGUGUACGACGGCCGGGACGGGAAGGCCCCCAGCCUGGGUCGCUUCUGCGGCACCAAGAAGCCCUUGCCCAUCACCUCCAGCGCCAACAAGCUGUUCAUCCGCUUCUUCUCGGACAACUCUGUGCAGAAGAAGGGCUUCGAGGCGUCCCACUCCGCAGAGUGCGGCGGGCGUCUGAAGGCGGAGGUGAAGACCAAGGACCUCUUCUCGCACGCCCAGUUCGGGGACAACAACUACCCUGGCGCGUCGGACUGCCAGUGGGUGCUGGUGGCGGAGAAGGGCUACGGCGUUGAGCUGAUCUUCCAGACCUUCGAGAUCGAGGAGGAGGCGGAUUGCGGCUACGACUACAUGGAGCUGUUUGACGGCGGGGACAUCAAGUCCCCGCGGCUCGGGCGCUACUGCGGCUCAGGGCCCCCGGAGGAGAUCUACUCUGCAGGCGACUCCAUUGUCAUCAAGUUCCGCUCGGAUGACACCAUCAACAAGAAGGGCUUCCACGUGCGCUACACUAGCACCAAGUUUCAGGACACCCUGCACUCCCGCAAGUGACCAGCGGGGGGCGGAAGGGGUCGCGCGGCGGCGGCUGCGCGGGCCAAGUCAAAGGGCCCCCGGGGACGGCGCCGGCCCCCGGCCCCCCCCACCGCCCAGAGAACCCCCCCGGCCGCCGCCAGCAGGACCAAUCAGCAGACACGACGGAACGGCCAAAAGACCAGCGAUCGAACCUCUGCUCCCAGGGGCCAAAGCGCCCCCCGCAGACUGUGAGGAGUAAAGCCAUUCUGCAGCUCACUUUCCUUAGGGGUUAUUUGUGUUUUAUAAUUCGGGUGGGACGGGGGGGAAAUCCCUUUAAAGGUGGAUUUUUUUUUUUAUUUUAAGUGUGGGGAGGGUGGGGGGGGGGGGGGGAGCAGGUAGGAGAUGAACGACGUCAUCCCGUCCGCUCGUUUUUUUUGUUCAUUUGUUUAUUUUCUAUUUUAUUUUUUAAAUAUAAGAAAAAGCUAAACGAGAGAAGAACACUCAUUGCCUCCCCAGUAACGGGCCGCAGCAGCCCGGAGGCCUCAGCGAUACUCAGGACCUGUAGGCAGGCAGGCAUCGGUCUGACAGAGCCCUGCUCCGGGCCUCUGUCAGGCCGGCUCACCACACCCCCCCUGGGGACGAGGAGGAGAGGAGACCCCCCCCCCCCCCCCCCCCCCCCUUUCCCUUCGUUCAAAGACCCCCUAUCCAUGCCAGGACGGGACGUGCUGGACCUGAGGUUUGAUAUACUGGAUGUUGGUCCGUUGCCUGUAGGUCAGAGGAGAGAGGAGAGCUGUACAGCGACAACACCAGCAUUUGUAACCGGCAUUGUCCUGGAAGCCAGUCGGCCAGAUUUUCAUUGUUAAAUUAACAAGGAAAAUUUAAGGAAGCAGUUAUCUUAUUAAAGGACUAAUACAUGAAAUGUGGUCCAUGUCUUCUGGUUGGUAAACGCUUGCCCGACAACUGGUGAUUGCUGUACCUCCAUGUGUAAGGUGAUGUGAUGUGUGUGUGAUCAGUUCACAUGAGGAACAUGUUUUUUUCUUUUCUUCCUCAGAUCAAACCAGUUAGCACUUUACAGUGAAUUGCUCCAAAAUCAUAAGCAUAUGAAUUUUUGUGAAAUGCAAUGCCAGUUCACUUAUUUUUUAAAUGCAUUUUAUCUCUUUUUAUUCCCUAAUUUUUUAUUUUUCCAAUUGCUCCGUUUAGUUCCUCAGGCAUACUUGAACAUGUGUGAGUGUGUGCCCUGUGACGCGGGGUAAUAAAGAUAUGACGUUUG
Gadus macrocephalus (Pacific cod) is the source of this 4203-nucleotide messenger RNA. It is a transcript of the gene bmp1a, whose product is annotated as bone morphogenetic protein 1a. The record is from RefSeq and is a predicted model, not a curated record. Gene Ontology annotation, biological process: proteolysis. The transcript is spliced from 20 exons. Gene Ontology annotation, molecular function: zinc ion binding; serine-type endopeptidase activity; calcium ion binding. Bases 72 to 2972 code for a protein of 966 amino acids. Lineage: Eukaryota; Metazoa; Chordata; Actinopteri; Gadiformes; Gadidae.